Messenger RNA from Saccoglossus kowalevskii, 705 nucleotides. Its product is annotated as integumentary mucin A.1-like. The record is from RefSeq and is a predicted model, not a curated record. NCBI's taxonomy places the organism in Eukaryota, Metazoa, Hemichordata, Enteropneusta, Harrimaniidae.
AUGGCACGGAAACUCCUAUUGUCUUUUGUUAAACUCUGUACAGUCGCCAUUUUCCUUUCGUGGAUUCAGGAUGUUAGAGUAAGCUGCCAAGUGACUACAGAACCAACUGAAACUACAGAACCAAAUGUAUCUACGGAAUCUAUGGUAACUACAGAACCAAAUGUAACUACAGAAUCAAUGGUUACUACAGGACCAAAUGUGACUACAGAACACAGUGCAACUACUAAACCCAAUGCAACUACAGAACCAACUGUAACUACAGAACCCGGUGUAACUACACAGCCCAAUGUAACUACACAACCCAAUGAAAUCACAGAACAUAUUGCAACUACAAAACCCGAUGUAACUACGGAGCCCAUGGAAACUACAGAACCCGUGGUAACUACAGAACCAAAUGUAACUACAGAAUCAAUGGUUACUUCAGGACCAAUUGUGACUACAGAACCCAGUGCAACUACUAAACCCAAUGCAACUACAGAACCAACUCUAACUACAGAACCCGGUGUAACUACACAGCCCAAUGUAACUGCGGAACCCAUGGUAACUACAGAACCCAUGAUUACUACAGAACCCAAUGUAACUACAGAACCAAUGGCAAAUACAGAACCCAUUAUUACUACAGAACCAAAUAUAACUACACAACCCAAUGUAACUACACAACCCAAUGAAAUUACAGAACCUACUAUAACUAAAAAACCGAUGUAA